AUGUCUGCCUCCGUCACACUAGUCACUCACAGAGUCUCUACACUAGCCAAGGCUUGUCAGACUGGUUCUCUAUGGAUCAUCAGUGACUUCUUUCUUCACCUCACAUUAGCCUACAAAGCCACCGGUGAGCUGAGGAACACACUCAGUCACGGACCAGUCACCACAGGACUCGUGACUUGCUGGUCAGCAAUGUAUCCGUCACCUGUGGUGAGGGCCAGGAAGAGAACUUAUGUGGAGCCCUGGGUUAUUGGCCUCAUCUCUUUCUUAUCCCUGAUUGUCCUGGCAGUGUGCAUCGGACUCACUGUUCACUAUGUCAGAUACAAUCACAGGAGAACCUACAAUUACUACAGCACGUUGCCAUUCACGAGUGACAAGCUCUAUUCUGAAUUUGGAAAAGAGGCUUCCAAAAACUUCACAGAAAUGAGCCAAAGAAUUGAAACUAUGGUAAAAAAUGCAUUUCAUAAAUCUCCACUAAGGGGACAACUUUCCAAAGCUCACAUUAUCAAGUUCAGUAAAGAAGACGAUGGAGUGUUGGCUCACAUGCUGCUGAUUUUUCGAAUUCGCUCUACUGAGGAUCCUGAAGUUGUGCAUCAAAUUAUUGAAUAUGUUCUGCGUGAAAAGCUGAAAUAUGCGACGGGACCCCCAAAAGUUGAUCCUGAAUCAGUUGAAAUUAAAAAAAUCAACAAGACAGAAUCAGACAACUAUCUCAACCAUUGUUGUGGGACACGGCGGAACAAAUCUACAGCACAGACAAGUGUGAGGAUUGUUGGCGGGACAUCAGCGGAAGAGGGAGAAUGGCCUUGGCAAAGCAGCCUGCAGUGGGAUGGGUCUCAUCGCUGUGGAGCAACUUUGAUCAGCAACACGUGGCUUGUGAGUGCCGCUCACUGCUUUCGAACGCACAAGGACCCAUCCAGAUGGACUGCUAGCUUUGGGGCCACAUUACAACCUCCAAAACUGACAACAGGCAUCCGGAGGAUAAUUGUUCAUGAAAAAUACAAUUACCCAUCACAUGACUAUGACAUUGCACUUGUAGAGCUGUCUAGGCCGGUCCCCUGCACAAAUGCAGUGCAUAAGGUUUGUCUCCCUGAUGCAAACCAUGAAUUUCAGCCGGGGCAGAGGAUGUUUGUGACAGGAUUUGGAGCAUUGAGAAAUGAUGGUUUCGCCCAGAAUUACCUUCGGCAAGUACAAGUGGACUACAUAGAUACCCAAACCUGCAAUCGACCUCAAUCUUACAACGGUGCCAUCACCCCUAGGAUGUUGUGUGCUGGCUUCUUGAAAGGAGAAAAAGAUGCAUGCCAGGGUGACUCCGGAGGCCCACUCGUUACUCCGGAUGUUAGAGAUGUCUGGUACCUUGCUGGAGUCGUGAGCUGGGGAGAUGAAUGUGGCCAACCCAAUAAGCCUGGUGUUUAUACGAGAGUGACGGCCUUCCGAGACUGGAUUACUUCCAACACUGGUAUCUAA
Molecule: messenger RNA, 1461 nt
Organism: Rattus rattus (black rat)
Lineage: Eukaryota; Metazoa; Chordata; Mammalia; Rodentia; Muridae
Gene: Tmprss11e
Product: transmembrane serine protease 11E
Exons: 11
Coding region: 1-1461 (486 amino acids)
Biological process (GO): proteolysis
Cellular component (GO): plasma membrane
Molecular function (GO): serine-type endopeptidase activity
Source: RefSeq, a predicted model, not a curated record